UCUCGCACUCAGCGCGUGUGGAGAAGAGCGGCUCCGUUCGUUUCCUCGCGGAUGAUUGAGGGAUGAGAUUGCUUCACGGGGAACAGACAGUUCGGGAGGAGACACGAUAGUGAGAGAACCAAACCGAACCGAACCGUUCGUGUGAGCGCAAGGCGCGCGGGACGCCGGAGCGAUGGAUGAGCGCGCGCGAGGAAUCUCAGAUGUCCUGUGGACUGAUGGCCGCACCCUCCGUGACCUCAAUCCCACUCUACCAGCUUGAAUUGCCUUUCCUUGCUCACAUAAAAACUGUAGCUCCUUCAACGCUAGCACGCCACUCUAUUCCGAUUCGCUGGCAUCCUCUCUGUCUCAUGGUUCCCCUCUCCAUGGCCAGCUUUCUAAGCUCCGUGCUCUUCCUGGUGCUCCGGACGUACGCCGCCCCACCAGAGUACAUCCAGGUGUGGGCCAGUGGGACGACACCGAGCCCAGGAGAGUUUGGCAAUGAGAACGUCACUCCUUCUCUGGUUCCCCCUCCAGGAACGAGCAAGCACACCCCUGACAGCAUCAUCAUCGGCGUCCGGAAAGGAGGCACUAGAGCGCUGCUGGAGAUGCUGGAUAUUCAUCCUGAAGUGGCAGCUGCCGCCACUGAGGUUCACUUCUUCGACUGGGAUGAGAACUAUGCCAAAGGCUUUGAGUGGUACCGGGAGCAGAUGCCGUAUUCGUACCCUCAUCAGAUCAUUGUGGAAAAGACGCCGGGGUACUUCACAUCUCCGUUGGCGCCUGCACGGAUACACGCCAUGAACUCUUCCAUCAAACUCCUGUUAAUCUUGAGGGACCCAACUGAAAGAGUCAUCUCGGACUACACGCAGGUCUACUUCAACCGUCUGGAGAACCACAAGCCCGUACAGGCCAUCGAGCACAUGCUGGUAAAGAAUGGUGCGUUAAACACUCGCUACAAGGCAAUCCAGCGCAGUCUUUACGACGUCCACAUGAGGAACUGGCUCCAACACUUUCCCCUGGAGCAGAUUCACAUUGUGGAUGGGGACACUCUGAUUCAUGACCCUCUACUGGAGCUCCAGAGGGUCGAACGGUUCCUGGAUCUGCCACCUCGGAUCGUGGCAUCCAACUUCUACUUCAACCAGACCAAAGGCUUUUACUGCAUCCGCAGUGAUGGCCAGGAGAGAUGUCUGCAUGAGUCUAAAGGACGUCCGCACCCUCCCGUCAACCGCAGUGUGCUGAGACAGCUGCGCUCGUACUUGCGGCAACACAAUCUGAACUUCUACCGACUUAUAGGACGUACCUUUAACUGGCACUAGUGGGAGGGACCUUUGUAGAACUCUCUUCACAACCAUUUGACAGUGAUGUUGAGAACGGGCUGAUGGACGGACCUUUUCAAGCCAUUCCCCCAUCGACACUUCUCCUAAAUGCCUUCGAGAUGCUCCAGAGCCUUUCAUGACUUGCCAACUUAAAAUUGUAACAAUUAAGAUGAUAUUGAAACAGUGACUGUGGUGGGAAAGAUCUUUGCCGUCAAUUGUCUUUGUUGUAACAAAGUUACCUGAGACAGAGUGUAACAAAUUUGUUGAACGUAUUUGUUUUCUCUUUCUUUCUUUGUUUGAUAUUUUUGUUCUUGAUAAUAAAUGGUUCUGCUUCCAAAAAGGACCCUGAAUAUUUUCCUUAAGUCUGAUUUGUUGAAACCUGCUGUUUAGCAUACUUGUUUGUACAGUGCAGCCCAUAAAUCUUAUGGUAAUGUUUAAUGAACAUCUAUAUUUCUAUUUUACCUUAACCUAAUUAUUAUCAAAGGAGUUGUAGAUACGUUUAUGCAACAAGUGCAUAAACAUUUCUAACCCUAACGUAACCCUUGAUAAACAAACUGAGUCAUUCACCCAAAUAUGACAAAUCAUUUAGUUCAUUUUCAUUCCGAAAUUUUUCUUCCUCAAAAUAUUACC
Myxocyprinus asiaticus (Chinese sucker) is the source of this 1922-nucleotide messenger RNA. Its product is annotated as heparan sulfate glucosamine 3-O-sulfotransferase 1-like. The record is from RefSeq and is a predicted model, not a curated record. The transcript has 2 exons. The coding region runs from base 177 to 1292 and encodes 371 amino acids. NCBI's taxonomy places the organism in Eukaryota, Metazoa, Chordata, Actinopteri, Cypriniformes, Catostomidae. Gene Ontology annotation, molecular function: [heparan sulfate]-glucosamine 3-sulfotransferase activity.